GGCAUAUGGCCAUCUUAUGAUUCUUCCUAGAGUUCCUGGGUGGUGUAUUUGUCUGCGUUCUGUCUAGUAUCGUGGAGAGAUGAAGCCAUUUUCUGUCUCACACUUAGGAAUAUGACAUAUUAGUGAGCAGACGAGUACAACCCACUGCUACCUACUCGAUUCUGACUCAGAGUGACCCUCAGAGUAGAACAGCUCACUAGGGCUUUUGAGACUAUCCCUCUUCACAGGAACAAACAGCCUCAUCUUUCACUGGUGGAGCGUCUGGUGAAAUUGAACCACUCACUAUGCAAUUAGCAUCCCAGUGUUUACCCCACUGUUCCUUACAGAGGGACUCGCUACAUGGUUGCUGAAUGAAGCAAUUGACAAGGCAUUGACUUUCUUGCGGCCCUCCUUUCUUUCCUGAUGUAAAUGGACAUCUGCAUCAGUUAAACUAGAGAAAGUCAGAAGCUCGGUCAGGAGUGACCAGUUGGAGACUCUGGAAUGUAACCACAUGUCAUUUUCCAUUUGUAAUCUAGGUGCUGAGAAGGGGAAGUGGUGGUAUAAAAGUUUCUGAGCAGUCAGAAGUGGAACCCAGAGGCCCAGAGUCUCUGCUCUAACCUGCUGUGAGGUCGAAGCAGAAGACUAGAGCUAGCCACACUCCAUCAGGGUUUGUGCCAGGGUUGGCUGUCAAGAUGAGCAGCCAGACCCCUUCCAGCCUCCUGGAACUCGCGGGAAAGGCCCUGCUGAAGCACAAGGCCUUGGCCAUCGACUCCUUGGAGCUGAUGCCCGUGGAGCUCUUCCCACCACUGCUGAAAAUCGCUGUGGAUGGGAGGCACCUGGAGAUUCUGCAGGCGAUGAUACAGGCCUGGCCCCUGCCCCUCCUGCCUCUGGGGACGCUGCUGGUGGACCAGCAGUGCCACCAGGAGAUCUUAUGGGUGGCGCUCAGAGGACUUGAUGCCCUGCUGGACAAGGUCCGCCCCAGGAGGUGGAAGCUACAAGUGCUGGAUUUACGGCACCAUGCCCACCAGAAGUUCUGGGCCAUAUGGGCCAAUGUUCCGGUAAAGAGCCACUACGCCCUGCUGCCAGAUGCAGAGGAAGAAUUGCCCGUGGCCAUGAAGGCAAGAAUGGAGGGUGCCAGGAAUGGGGACCAGCAGCAGCCCAGGGCUCUGGGCCCAGUGGAGGUGGUCAUGAACAUCUGUCUGAACAAGCCAACCCUGGAUGAGUUCCUGUCGGCCCUCCUCAAGAAGGCCAGGCAGAAGCACGGCCUGCUGCACCUGUGCUGCAGGAAGCUGCAGCUGCUGCUGGUGCCACUGCGCAACACCGAGAGGGUGCUCAAGACCGUGCAGCUGGACUCCAUCCAGAACCUGGAGAUGGACUGCACCUGGAGACUGCCCACGCUGAGCCGGUUCGCGCUGUACCUGGGCCAGAUGGUGAACUUGCGCCAGCUCCACCUCUGCCACCUGCAGACCCUGCCAUCCCACCACUCCCGGGCCAAGGAGGAGCAGUAUGUGUGCCAGUUCACUGCCCCGUUCGCCAACCUGAGGCACCUCCGGGAGCUCCGGCUGGACUCCGUCUCCUUCCUGGAGGGCCGCCUGCACCACCUGCUCAGGCACCUGUCCACCCCACUGGAGAGCCUGUCAUUCAGCAGCUGCCUGCUGUUGGAGUCCGACCUGGUACAUCUGUCCCUGUGUCCCUCCACCAGCCAGCUGAAGGACCUCAGCCUGAGUGAAGUCAGCCUGUCCUCCGGCAACAUUGGGCCGCUCGCAGUCCUGCUGGAGCACACCUCGGCCACCCUCCAGGACCUGGACCUGGAUGACUGUGGGAUGCUGGAUGCCCAGUUCAACUCCAUCAUGCCUUCCCUGGGCCGCUGUUCCCAGCUCAUGGCCUUAAGCUUCUGUGGAAACCAGGUCUCCUUUAAUGUCUUGGAGAGCCUGCUGCGGCACACUGCCAGGCUGCCCCACCUCAGCAACAUGCUGUACCCUGCCCCACUGGAGAGCUAUGAGGAGGGCCAGGAUACCGUGCACCUGGGCAGACUGACCCAGCACCACAGUCAGCUGAUGCAGAUCCUGUGGGAAGCGGGGCGGUCUAGCACAGUGUGGCUCAGUGCCAACCUGUGCCCUCACUGUGGCGAUAGGUUCUUCUACAACCCGAACCCCAUCCUGUGCCCUUGCUAUGAACCUCCUACCUGAGUGCCCCACCCAAGGGCAGGGAUGGUGGGCCUUGAGUAGCCUAGAAUCCUCUAGAGCUGGUUUCAGGCUUGAGUUAUGCCUGCAUACAUGGUUGUAAAGUAAUGUUUAGGAAUAAAGGGCUUUGUUUUUGGUCA
Molecule: messenger RNA, 2302 nt
Organism: Echinops telfairi (small Madagascar hedgehog)
Lineage: Eukaryota; Metazoa; Chordata; Mammalia; Afrosoricida; Tenrecidae
Gene: PRAME
Product: PRAME nuclear receptor transcriptional regulator
Exons: 4
Coding region: 672-2168 (498 amino acids)
Biological process (GO): negative regulation of cell differentiation; negative regulation of apoptotic process; negative regulation of DNA-templated transcription
Cellular component (GO): cytoplasm
Source: RefSeq, a predicted model, not a curated record